AACUUUCACAAACUAAUGACGAUCUAUUAAAGGUUUAAUUUGAUGACAAACGGCUGGUCUUUAUGGAGCCUAUCGAAGAAGGUGUACCGAAGUCGGGGCGGGCGCCCGUCUCCAAAGUGUAUUAGCAUGCAAGCAGCGCCGCGGUCCACCUACUUACCAUGAGCAAUGCGGAACGCACUGGGGUCACUUGAAGAAUUUAAUUGUGUUCCAUUAUCAUAUUUAGGUUCUUUUACGGUAAGUCAAAAGUGAAAACUGAAUGGGAGUCGUCGCCGUUUGUCAUUCGUCACUCGCGAUCGAUGGAGACAACUUCUUUCGAACGGUAGCUCGAGGAUUAACAGAGAAAGCAGUCGUUCGAAUUAGUUUGACGAUAUUAUGUUUAAGUGCGUGUGCUGCCGCGAUCGUAGGGCCCGUCGCUAACGUUACGAUUAAAUCUACGAAGACGGAUACUUACCUAGACGCCUACUCGAAGUCUCGCGUCGAAGCGGAAAAAUCUAAACAAGGCGUUAUCAUAAUAACCGCUAAGGACGGCGAGAAGAAGAUUUCAAAUCGCGACGACAGCUAUCAAUCGGUGUACGAUUACUCUCCGCCGUAUUCCAGCGGCGACAACAACGGUUUCAGUUCGUCGGGUUCGAGUUAUCCUGAUUCUACUACAUCGAAUAGCUACUUACCUCCUUCCAGUUAUGGACCUCCCGUUAAAUUCGAGUCGGACAUCACGUAUAAUGCACCUCCGAAUACAUACGGUCCACCCGCAUCGAGCUACGGGCCGCCAGCUUCAAGUUAUGGGCCACCAUCUUCGAGUUACGGGCCGCCGUCAUCGAGCUACGGUCCUCCGGCACAAUCUUACGGUCCCCCCGCUUCGUCUUACGGACCACCAUCUCACUCCUACGGUCCUCCGGUUCACAAGCCCCCUCCUCCGAUUUACGGGCCACCUCUGAAGCCUUCAUACGGUGUACCAUACACAGCACCUGGUCUCAGUUUCUUUGAUAAAUUAUCAUUGAAAUUGGAUAUACUGACGAUAGCUAAGCUGAUGCUGAAAUUCCUUAUAUUCAAGAAGAUCGUGACAAUGAUCGCUGUUGUGUGCAUGCUACUCGUUAUACCGAAGCUAAUCUCUUUUAAAAAAGAUGACGGUGGUAACGGCAACGCCAAUGAUGAAGAAGAUCGUCAGUUUGGACACAGUAGAGUGGUAGAGUUGACAUCGGCGCAGCAGUUAUUGGAGCGCGCGCUCGCAGUGUACUCUCGCCCGCCAUCUUGCGGCGUCACGUGCCGCGUGCGCAGAGUCAUCGACGACAUAUACGAAUUCCAACCGUAUUACAGAGCGAACACGUCUGAAUCCUAGAAGCAAGUAAACGCAUUUAGUGCCAUUCAAUAUAAAUGUACAAAAAUGUUAAUUUAUUAAAUUUAUUUAUUUGUAUUUAUUG
Molecule: messenger RNA, 1418 nt
Organism: Papilio machaon (common yellow swallowtail)
Lineage: Eukaryota; Metazoa; Arthropoda; Insecta; Lepidoptera; Papilionidae
Source: RefSeq, a predicted model, not a curated record